This is a messenger RNA of Vicia villosa (hairy vetch), 1106 nucleotides long. Its product is annotated as polyneuridine-aldehyde esterase-like. Lineage: Eukaryota; Viridiplantae; Streptophyta; Magnoliopsida; Fabales; Fabaceae. The coding region runs from base 64 to 858 and encodes 264 amino acids. Gene Ontology annotation, molecular function: methyl salicylate esterase activity; methyl indole-3-acetate esterase activity; methyl jasmonate esterase activity. Gene Ontology annotation, biological process: jasmonic acid metabolic process; salicylic acid metabolic process. The transcript is spliced from 3 exons. The record is from RefSeq and is a predicted model, not a curated record.
AGAGCCUAAUUUUAGCAUCUUCCUAUAUUAAGCAAAGACAUUUCAGUGGGUAGAUAAACCAUAAUGUCUGAAUUCAACAUGAACCAAAAACAACAGAACCAUUUUGUUCUUGUUCAUGGUAUUUGCAUGGGUGCCUGGUGUUGGUACAAACUCAAACCACAAUUAGAAUCUAUCGGUCACAAAGUAACAGCACUUGAUCUUGCAGCUUGUGGCAUCAACACACAAAAAAUAGAAGAUGUUCAUACUUUUGCUGACUAUGCUAAACCUUUGUUAGAGUUUUUUGCAUCACUUGAUCCAAAAGAAAAAGUGAUUCUUGUAGGACAUAGCUUUGGUGGAAUGAGUAUAGCUCUUGCAAUGGAAAAAUUCCCAGAAAAAGUUGCAAUUGGAAUUUUCAUAGCAGCUUUUAUUCCUGAUACCCUACAUCAACCAUCCUAUGUACUUCAACAGAAUAUUGAAAGAUAUCCAGUGAGUGGAUGGUUAGACACUGAGAUUUCGUAUGAUGAAAGCAAGAUGAUAGUGCUUCCUGGCUUAAAACUCUUGUCCACUAAAUUCUUCCAACUAUGCUCCACUGAGGAUUUUGAAUUAUUGAAGACUUUAAGAAGGAGAGGGUCACUUUUUAUCGAGGAUCUAUCAGAGGUAGAUAAUCUUUCUAAAGAGAGAUAUGAAUCGGUUCCGCGUGCUUAUAUUGUUGCCGAUGAGGACUUAGCAAUUCCAGUAGAGUUUCAAGAAUGGAUGAUACAAAAUGCUGGAAUUGAUGUUGUGAAUGUGAUGAAUGGAGCUGAUCAUAUGGCUAUGCUUUCUAAACCUCAAGAACUUUGUUUGUCUCUCCUUGAUAUUGUUAAUAAAUAUGUUAUAUAAGUAGUAUUAUAAUGUAAUAAAUUGAAUAAUGUUGUCUGUAAUGGACCAAUGAAAGAAAUAAUUUGAAUUCGUCAUCAAAUAAUUAAAUGAGAGUUAUUGGUUAUUAUUAGCAUUUGAUUCUGUCAAGUAGUUAACAAACAGUAGCUAUAGUUUAGGCAUCAUUCUAGCUAUUUCCAUUCAAUUAUCAUCAUGUAUUAUAGUUAUAUAUACUGAUGUAAAUCUCUGUAAAAGCAAUUCAUACGAGUGAA